CCGCAGGUUGACUCCGCCGACCAAGUCGUCGUUCAUCACCAAACCAUGGCUACCAUAACCGUCUCCCCUGAGCAGUACAUCGCGUCGCUCCCCUCCAUCGUGGACCGCACGUCCAAGCAGGAGGGCGCCACGAAGCUCGCGAACCCCAAUUUCAUCGCCAUCAAGUACAACGCAGAGAUUGAGGACCCGAGCUGCUGCUUCAAGACCGCAGCGUGCUGCGGGUGUCUGCCCCUGUGCUUUAUCUGUGCGCCCCCAUGUUCGUACUUCGACAAGGAGCGUUCCUACCUUUAUCUCCGCGAGGGCUCCCUGGAGGCCAACACCUCCAUGGACAACUACUGCGCCCCAAUCUGCUGCUGCUGCACUUUCGACGACAACGUCUACGUGAACUACUUUGACAGGGCCCCGUAUGCUAUUAAGGGCUGCCUCUGCCCGGCUGUGCCCAAGCUGGAGGUUUAUGACCCCGCUUGCAUGUGCUGCUGCAUCAAGCUUGACUGCGAGUGCUGCUUCGGCCCCAAGCAGGUGGUCAUCAUGCCCUACGAGACGUGCUGCCUGUGCUGCCCCAACAGGUCCUGCUGGUGCCACAACUGCUUCGGAUGCUGCGGUCAGCCGGACGGCAACCCCCUCUACUUCAACCAAUUCUACCCGCAGCCCAAGAACGCUGAGGCUUUCGUGGCCCAGGCCAAGCAGAUCAUCCCCGUCUCCCAGAGGAUGGAGGGCAAGUCCUCGUAAGCGCACCGCGAGGUGGACGACAUCGGAAUCGAGAAAUUUCAAGUUGUGCGCAAACGGCUUCACGCCGUGUACAAAAGAGUGAACGAACGACGACGCAUCAGCAACAGCAGAAGGUAUUAAUCUAUUUGCCUUCGAAAUUCUCAUCACAUCUG
Micromonas commoda is the source of this 881-nucleotide messenger RNA. RefSeq lists its product with no specific name. The transcript has a single exon. NCBI's taxonomy places the organism in Eukaryota, Viridiplantae, Chlorophyta, Mamiellophyceae, Mamiellales, Mamiellaceae. The record is from RefSeq and is a predicted model, not a curated record. Bases 46 to 729 code for a protein of 227 amino acids.